Klebsormidium nitens is the source of this 1731-nucleotide messenger RNA. NCBI's taxonomy places the organism in Eukaryota, Viridiplantae, Streptophyta, Klebsormidiophyceae, Klebsormidiales, Klebsormidiaceae. The record is from the annotation of a GenBank genome assembly.
GCAUAGCUAGGGCUCAGGGAAGUCGUUCUUCCAGGCGCUAGGUACUUAGCGAGGCGCUAGCUGUAGGCUACCAUGUACAUUCUCUCGUGACAAACUUCUUGCCCUUUCAACUGUUGUGCAAGCUUUAUUUCACGACGCGCGCUUGCAGCUGCAGCAUUUCGAAAAGAGGCGUCUGGUUCAGGAGGCAACACGGACUUUCAAGCACAGAAAGCUUGGUAGACGGUGGCAGAUUCAUAUAAUGUGCUGCUUUUUGCUAAGACAAGGCGAAAUCUGCUUCUUCUAGAGUGCGGCGAAACUUUUGGCCGAUCGAAGCCAUUGGCAAAAAGGGUAACCUGAUCGCAACAUUAUUUCUGGUCAGGGAAUUGCCGCAAAAUCAGCAGCUGAGCGAAGAUCUGUGGAGUAGCAGUCUGAGCUAACCAGGAACAUGGGAGCACUGGACGGUUUGUCUCUUACCCACGAGCAUGGCAAGAGCCGUGUGCGAGUGUGCCGGGUGUGGCGGGAGGGGAAUAUGCACUACAUGGCUGAGUGGAGUGUUAACGUGUCCCUGGUCUCGGACGUCGAGGAUGCCUUCACCAAGGGCGAUAAUCGUGGCAUCGUAGCGACUGACACCUGCAAGAACACGGUCUACGUGGUGGCAAAACAGUGCAAGGAGCGCUGCUCAGCGGAGGAGUACGCAAUUAAGCUUGCCCAGCACUUCUUGAAGAAUUACAGCCAUGUGUCAGAGGUGACUGUAGCCAUCACAGAGAAGCCCUGGGUCAGAGCAACUGUCGAGGGCCAGCCACACAAACAUGGUUACCAGCUGGCAGUGGCGAAGCACACUGUGGAGGUCAGCUUGCCGCGGAGUGGCCCCCUGAAGCUGGUCUCAGGCGUUGCCGACCUCACUGUAGCCAAGACUACGCAGUCUGGCUUCUCCGACUUUUACCAGGAUCAGUACACCACCCUGGGCUCGGUGUCGGAGCGCAUGCUGGCCACGUCCAUUCGCUCCACGUGGACCUACUCGCGCCUCCCCUCGGAUAUGACUGCGACGUUCGAGGGCAUCAAGACUACGCUGGCCGAGACGCUGUACGGGCCGCCAGACAAGGGCGUGUUUAGCCCCUCCGUCCAGGCCACGCUCUUCCACAUGGCCAAGGCCGUCCUCGCCAAGUACCCGGAGGUGGCGUUGGUGCACCUGAACAUGCCCAACAUCCACUUCCUGCCGGUCAAGCUGCCGUUUGUCAAGUUUGAAGAUGACGUUUUUGUGGCCACCGACGAGCCGCAUGGGACAAUCCAAGCAACGCUGCGACGGGAGGAGGUGCCUCGAUCGAGAUACUGAAAAGCUUGCGAGUGCUGGGGAAGCACUCUCGAAUUUGUGUAGAGGGGCUGUUCAACGAUCUCAGGCGCUAGAAAAAUUCCAGACACGUUGCUGCUUUACGUUCGAAGUAUCUAAUCAGGCGAUAAGGUCUGUCGACCUGGCUUUGUAGGGCUUUUGUCUAGUAUAUUAUCAAGUAGUGUGCAGUAUUCAUUGUAGAUAAUAUGAUAGGCAGCUAUUUUACAGACGUUAUAAGGUGUUGAGGAACACAUACCUAGUUCGAUCACUAACAUUGUAAGUCGACAAUUCAGCCAAAUCCGAUCUUCAGCAGGUGGCUGUUAGGUUGCAGUUGGAAUUCAAGAUCGAACCUUUUCCGGCCUGGCAAGCGCAGGAUCGCCUGCCAGAUUCAGGUGCAAGAUUGUGUUGGAUCAUUUGCUCUGGCC